Messenger RNA from Symbiodinium pilosum, 1092 nucleotides. The record is from the annotation of a GenBank genome assembly. Lineage: Eukaryota; Dinophyceae; Suessiales; Symbiodiniaceae.
AUGGCGCCUGCGUUCAUGCGCGCUUGGCUCUUGAGCGGUGCCGUGCUAUGCAGCCACGCCAGGAUCGGCCAGCAACUCCAAGCUUCGCAUCCCCGCGUGGAGCUUCAUGUGCAUUUGGACGGUUCAAUGGACUUCGACACGCUGCUGGACAUCUGCAGGCAUAGGGGAGUUCAGCUACCUGGUGUUGGUGCCCCAAGAAGCAUCCAGGAUAUAGAGAGGUAUAUGGAAACUUUUGAGGGCUGGCAUCGCUUCGAUGCUGUGAACAACAUCGUUGGGGGCAGCGUUGCCUCCGUCCAGAUGGCAGCCGAGGCGUUUGUGAAAUUCCAAGCGACGUCUGGUGUUUCUUAUACAGAGGUUCGCUAUGACCCAGUGCGCCUCUCCAGAAGCAUCCUUGACAAUUCCUCGAUAUCAGAAGAGGAGGCAGUCAGAGCUGUUGAGGCUGGCCUUGCGAAAGGGUCAGCCAAGCAUGGCGUCGCAGUGUACCAGAUUCUUUGCGCGAUGAGAGGGGCAAGUCCCCAGCAAUGUUUCCAAACUGCAGAUCUUGCAUCAAAAUGCCGCAGCCGAUCCAUGGGUGGCGUUGUUGGCUUGGACCUGGCUGGUGAUGAGACGGACUUUCCCAACCGGGCGUACAUUGAUUGCUUCAAAUACGCGAAGUCGCUAGGACUGAACACCACUGUGCAUGCAGGUGAGUUCAACAAGACAAUGGGCAGUGAUGUAUUCUCUGCCAUAUACGAAAUGGCCGCUGACCGCAUUGGUCAUGGCUACGCAGCAGCGUUUAAUGCCAGUCUCCUUCAAGUGUUGAAAGAGCAGAACGUGCAUGUAGAGGCUUGUCCCAAGAGCGCUUUGCUUCACGGGCCUUGGGCCCUGAGUGCAAUCCACACCUUCAGGCAGUACGGCCUCAACUUUGGCCUGAAUACCGAUGAUCCUGCGCUCUUCUUCUCAAACACGAGUGCCUCAGAGGACGAGGACAUCGUUACCCAAAAGCUGAACUUCUCAGCGCAAGACGUUCGCGCUUCGUACGCGGAUGCCUAUCGCGCUCGUUUUGGAGAUGUCCAAGACGUGGCCGACGUAGCUCUUGUGUAUUAUGCAUAG